UGGCAGAAACGUAAAUUGGAGCACCCAUCGAUAGCUGACAAAUGAAAUGCGAAACCCAAAGUCACGUUUAGACUAGGCACUACUACUUUCUCAAAGAUUCUUCUUCAAUGACUUCAAAGUCUCUCUUCCUUUCCUGAUGAAAUCUCAUCUUUCACCCAUCUCGCGAUCUCUCCUAAGAAACUUGCUUCAAAAUCAAAGCUGAGGUUUAAGGAGAUUUGGAAAUUUAGUUUUUAAUACUUUUGUGCCUAUGGAAACUCCUUGUAAGAAGCAGAGAUUGUUGAAAGACACGGCUUUUUGUCGUUUAGCGAUUCUCUUCGCAGUUACAGCCUCCGUAGUUCUCGUGUUCGUGUCUGUACCCAAAACAGCUUUCAACAAUCCUUUCUCCGACAACGAUAUAGCUAAUUUAGACAAAGAUUCUCAAGCCAAGCUCAACGCUUCCCUGUUAAGUGUAGCCAAAGGCAAUCAAAUGUCACUCAGGCUGCACAGGAGAAACACCUUCCCGCCGAGGAAUCUCGAUCUGUACCCGAAUCUCGCGAAAGACGACCGCGUGGUCAUCGUCUUAUACGUCCACAACCGUCCUCAGUAUCUCCGAGUAACCGUCGAAAGCCUGUCCAGAGUCGUAGGAAUAAACGAGACGCUGCUGAUCGUUAGCCACGACGGUUACUUCGAAGAGAUGAACGAGAUCGUGGAAAGGAUCGAGUUCUGUCGGGUGAAGCAGAUACUCUCUCCUUACUCUCCUCACAUUUUCCGAGAUACUUUCCCCGGGGUGUGGAACGACUGUAAGAAGAGAGGUGAUAAUAAGGUUUGCGAAGGUGAUCCGGAUCAGUACGGGAACCACCGGUCUCCGAAGAUCGUGUCUCUGAAGCAUCACUGGUGGUGGAUGAUGAACACCGUGUGGGAUGGGUUGGAGGAGACCAGAGGUCACGAGGGACACCUCCUUUUCAUCGAGGGAGAUCAUUUUUUAUUUCCUAAUGCUUAUAGGAAUAUACAGACGCUCGCGAGGCUGACACGUGGCGGCGGGAAAUGUCCCGAGUGUUUUGCUGUUAAUUUGGCGCCGUCUGACGUGAAGUCGAGAGGGGAAGGGUUUGAUAGUCUUGUCGCGGAGAGGAUGGGGAACGUGGGUUACUCUUUUAAUAGAAGUGUGUGGGAGAGUAUACACGGGAAGGCGAGAGAGUUUUGUUUCUUCGAUGAUUAUAAUUGGGAUAUAACCAUGUGGGCGACGGUGUUCCCUUCGUUCGGUUCACCGGUUUACACGCUGAGAGGGCCUAGGACGAGCGCGGUUCAUUUUGGGAAAUGCGGGUUGCAUGAAGGUAGUGGAGUAGGGGAAGGUGAUUGUGUCGAUGAUGGGAAGGUGAACAUUGAGGUUAAGGAGACGGAUAGAGGUGUGAACAUAAAGGAAGAAUGGGGAGUUCGGGUGUUUGAACAUCAGCCUGGUUAUAAAGCUGGUUUCAGAGGUUGGGGAGGUUGGGGAGACGAGAGGGACCGGCGUUUGUGUUUGGAUUUUGCCACUAUGUAUCGUUUUACAAGCAGAGAUGCGUCUUCUCCUUGAAUGAAGAAGCUUUUUAAGGACUUCCAAAAGUAAACUUGUAUUCUUAUUGUUAUGUCUUGUUUUGCAUUAUAUUGAGCUUCUGUCGCAUUUCUUACUAAUUGACAAUAGUUUCAAAGUUAAAUGGAAACUUGAGGUGAUUGCUGUUUUGUUUA
Molecule: messenger RNA, 1701 nt
Organism: Raphanus sativus (radish)
Lineage: Eukaryota; Viridiplantae; Streptophyta; Magnoliopsida; Brassicales; Brassicaceae
Product: alpha-1,6-mannosyl-glycoprotein 2-beta-N-acetylglucosaminyltransferase
Biological process (GO): oligosaccharide biosynthetic process; protein N-linked glycosylation
Cellular component (GO): Golgi stack; Golgi membrane
Molecular function (GO): alpha-1,6-mannosylglycoprotein 2-beta-N-acetylglucosaminyltransferase activity
Source: RefSeq, a predicted model, not a curated record